Molecule: messenger RNA, 780 nt
Organism: Moneuplotes crassus
Lineage: Eukaryota; Ciliophora; Spirotrichea; Euplotida; Euplotidae
Source: the annotation of a GenBank genome assembly
AUGGUUAUAGAGUUCUAUCUAUCAAAUAAAGAGGGUUGAAAUUGGUAUUCCAUCUCUCAGACUCAUGACCCUGGUAAUAUGCUGACUUGGUUAGAAGAAGAGUUUAUGAAAAUGGAGCAAACAGGAAAGAAAGCUUUAAUAAUCAGCCACUUUCAGCCUGGAGGAGGUGCUUGUCUUAACGCUUGGUCUGAAAGAUACAGAGAGUUGAUAGAAAGAUAUCUAAAUUUGACCAUCUCUAACUUCUUUGGGAAUACACAUAAGGAACAAAUCUAUUUAAUAACUGGUACUCUAAACAAGACUGCGAUUCAUGUGUAUCAUGAGUCUGGGAGUUUGACGAGUUUCAACAAUCACAACCCACAAUUCAGAAUCCUCAAUCUCGAUUAUGAGACAGGCUAUCUUGUGAAAGGUCAUAAGGGCUUCCUCAACAUCACAGGAGCUAAUAUUGGAAAUACUGAAUGGAAGAAGCAAUAUGAGCUUACUGAGGAAUAUAAAAUGACUGAAUUCUCCCAAGAAAGUUUCAAUAAUCUCACACUUAGAUUUAGAGACACUCCUGGUCUCGUGACUCAAUAUAUAUGGAAUUUUGAAGGAACACCUUUCCCACUAGAGGAAUAUAACCGUGGCUUUAAGAAAUGUAGGAAAAAUACUUACUGCACAGCUAUAAAUUUCCUAAAUUUUGAAACUAAUCACUGUCGAAAUAGUCAAAGGUACAAUUUCAGCUGAAAUUUAACGAGCUCUAUUCCUGAGAUAGCUCUAUGCCUUUUCCUUGUUCUUGUGGACUAA